This is a messenger RNA of Podarcis lilfordi (Lilford's wall lizard), 794 nucleotides long. The record is from the annotation of a GenBank genome assembly. Lineage: Eukaryota; Metazoa; Chordata; Lepidosauria; Squamata; Lacertidae.
AUGCCAGAAAACACGCACACCAACACCGGGCAAGCUGGCAACCCCAACCGGGCUGCAAGCAGCCGCUGCGGGGUCGCGCCGCGCGCUGAGGAGCGCCUGACGAGGCACUAUUUCUGCAUGGCAUUGAAUUGCAGCAGCAAAGGGACACUGGGAGCGGGGAGGCGGCAGGAUACGACGCUACCCCAGCAGCAAGGAAGGAGGAAACCGAAGCCAGCACGCGCGCUCGCUCGCGCGCAAAGGCCUGUGGGCCACGGAACGGAGGGAGGGGAGGUCAGAAUGCGGAGAGGAUUGUGGGUAGGAGGGGAGGGCAGGAAACGGCCUUCUUCCUUGGGGAGGGAGGUUUCCGGUUCCGGCCGGGCCUGUGUGAGUUGCAGCCUGGCAGUGCCCCCUCCACCCCCCACCCCAGUGGGACCAGAAACGCCCCCCGCGUCCGCUGGGGGCAAGGCGAGGGCCAGGGGGCUUCCCCCCAGCACCAAUCCUGCCGCACAAGGAGCAGCCCCUGCCGGGGGCGCGGAGGAGGCUGGGGCAGCGCCACACACCGGUGAGUGCGCCGUCCUGGAGCCAGCCCUGCUCGCCCCCCCCCGCUCGGCCGCAUAGGUUGGGCCCCGGGGCCUCCCCGCCAGCCCGGCCCCGCUCCCUCGCUUGGGUUAACUUCCGUCCCGUCCUAUGAUUCGCCGCCCCCCGCCCCGCCCGCUCGCCCGGCCACUGCGAACUCGGUUCGCCCCCUCCCGCCCAGUUCGCCUGCGCGACCCUCUCCCUCCGCCCCCUCCCUCUUCUCCUUCUGCAUCCAGUAG